UUUCCAGGAUUUCCAAAUACCCUACAGAACCACGUACACAGGUUCAGUGAGGUUCUAAGGUAACAUUUUGACGGAUCUUUGGAAGCAUUCAACAUGUUUUAUGCCAUUAAGCUGCAGCAGCCUUGGAACCAGGGUGAAUGAGCUCCUGUCACCAGUGGUGUAACCAGCUAGCAUACAAGCUUCCCAAGCUAACGUUAGCCACCUAGCUAUGCUAACUUAAACCAAUUCAAAAACCCUGGACAAGGUUCAGAGACGACGAACACAAUUGGGACAGGAACCAUGCCACUUGGAUUUACUCUGAGAGCUUUGCUCCAAACUACGGCACGGGGAUGCAGUCUGACGGAUAUUUCUAUCUUCUCUCAAAUGGCCAACAUUGAGGUGCUGACGCUUAGUGUCAACAGCAUCUCAUCUCUCUCUCCUCUGGCUGGCUGUCUGUCUCUUUGUGAGCUCUACCUAAGGAGGAACAAGAUCCCCUCUCUCUCUGAGCUCUCUCAUCUGCGUCCACUGACGCGUCUCCGAGUGCUCUGGUUGGCUGAGAAUCCAUGUUGUGGAACCGACUCCAGCCAGUAUCGCCUCACUGUACUGCGCUGCUUGCCUCGCCUCCAGAAGCUCGACAACCAAGUAGUGACAGAGGAUGAGAUUGCACUUGCUCUAGCGGAGGGUGAAGUGGUCACCACCCCUCCUAGCAGUGUCCAAAACCAGCUGUCCACUAAUGGACUUCCAGAUGCAGAGACAGAGAAUGACCCGCUUAACUACAACAUGGAGGAGACCAACAAAAUCAGGGAAGAGUUGGGGAUGAAGCUCCUCUCCAGAGACAAGUUCACCUCGCUUUCUUCCCCUUCAACCAGAGAAAACAAACCAUCAAUGAAAAAGACGCACACUCUGGAUGCAGUUCUGCUGCUACUGAGGGAUUUGGAUGAAGAGGAGCUUCACGUUGUACACACAGCUGCCCAAAACAGACUCCAGACUUUCACUCUGGAAUCAGAAACGCUUAACAAUUCACUGCAGACGCAGAAAACUGCAGACAUCCAACACUGAAACGUUUCAUAGCAUGCGCUCAGGGCCAAACCUCUUACUCCCCCUUCCACGUUUAACCCAAACCUCCAUUCUUGGAGAUCUGAAACAGGAUCCUGAUUAACUUCUGAUUGCAGUAUGCAUGAUGGAAUUUCACUGACCGCUUUCCCUUUUGUCUCAGUUUUCACAUGUGGAGCAGAGAUGAAACAUUUCCACAGCUUUCUUUUUUUUUUGUAUCACUAAACAGCAUGCCUACCUGCCUUGUAAGAACAAAAGAAUGUCUGUUUUGCUAAAUGUAAAUCUAUUUCUGUAAUUAAAGAGAUGCCAUUGCAAUACAAUAA
Micropterus dolomieu (smallmouth bass) is the source of this 1355-nucleotide messenger RNA. It is a transcript of the gene cfap410, whose product is annotated as cilia and flagella associated protein 410. Gene Ontology annotation, cellular component: U4/U6 x U5 tri-snRNP complex. The record is from RefSeq and is a predicted model, not a curated record. NCBI's taxonomy places the organism in Eukaryota, Metazoa, Chordata, Actinopteri, Centrarchiformes, Centrarchidae. The coding region runs from base 280 to 1038 and encodes 252 amino acids. The transcript has 7 exons. Gene Ontology annotation, molecular function: protein binding. Gene Ontology annotation, biological process: cytoskeleton organization; mRNA splicing, via spliceosome.